CAAACUUCAAUCAUCAAAUCUUAGCUCAAGUCAUAUCCAAGAUCUUGUUGUUCGUGGCUUUCUCUAGGGCUCUUUUGGAUAAUUUCUUGAAGUGAAAAUCGGAUAGGUCAUUGAUAGUUUCAUACGCUAAGAAAGUCGGGUUGCGUCGAAACUCUCACCGUCUCGUUCAUUCCACUCGGGGUUCAGAAAAAAGGUUUAAGAUCUCUAGGGUUUAAAAGCUUUCUGCAACUCUCACCGUCUCAUUCAUUCCACUCGGGGUUCAGAAAAAAGGUUUAAGAUCUCUAGGGUUUAAAAGCUUUCUGCAAGUUCUCUCUGCUCCCCGAGCACAAGCUUCCCAGGAGGGGGAAAAAUGGCAAGUUCGAUGGCUGCUGUCUCACGCAGACUCUACCGCUCCCUUCUCUCGAACUCCAAGUCGUCUCAAAUGUCCAUGCCUUUCUGCACAACAACCGUCUCCUCUUUCGAGCACUCAGAAGCAGAGACCGAGACUCUCAACUCGGACACCGAGGCAGUUCCCAACUCCGCCGCUGAUUCUUCUUCAUCGUCGCCCCCCGCCGGCGAACGAGUGGUGUUUGAUCGCCCGCUUGAGGGUGGCCUCGAUACCGGAGUUUACAAGGCGAUAUUGGUGGGGAAAGUUGGGCAGAGUCCAUUUCAGAAGAAAUUGAAGGGCGGGAGAACGGUGACUCUGCUCUCCCUGGGAACCGGAGGGAUUCGAAAUAACCGUAGGCCUCUGGAGAAUGAGGUGCCCAGAGAUUAUGAGAAUCGAUGUGCUGUUCAGUGGCAUCGUGUCUCGGUUUACCCUGAGAGAUUGGGGGAUAUUGUCAUGAAGAAUAUUGUGCCCGGUUCAAUUGUGUAUCUGGAAGGAAAUCUGGAGACCAAGAUAUUUACGGAUCCGAUAACCGGUAUCGUGCGCCGUGUAAGAGAGAUUGCUAUUCGUCGAAAUGGGAGAAUCGUGUCGUUGGGAGGAAGAGAUGACGCCCGCAAAGCUAGCCCGCCAGAGCUGAAAGGUGUUGGGUACUACUAGGAGUAUGGUAGGAAGUGACCGGCCAUUGUUGCCCCGAGAGUCGGCCUCAGACGAUCGGAUACUCUAUAUUGGUUUGAUGUAGUAAAAGCUGCAGCAGUGAGUAAAUCUGGCCAGUACAGUAAUUCUGUAAUUGCAUUCUGCCAUUUUCUUGGGCAGUUGAAAGAUGCAACAUGAAGUAAUACUUUGCCGGUGACUGUCUGUUUCCUUGUGUUACUUUCAUCUACUUCAUUGAAAAACAGGCGACUCGGUCAAAUGAGCAGCCUGCCAUUGGAGAGCAGUUGGAAAGGGAAGAGUAUGAAUAAGGAAACCGUCCCGCGAGGAUUCGUUAUCUCUGGCGUCAGCGGCAGAACACAGAAAAGCAUGCAGAGUCAGUCUUUGGCAGGACCAGCUGCCGUCGAUUCGUCUCUCUCUCUCUCUCUCUCUUUUAUUAUUGUCUCGGAAAUGCUUGUUUCAGCUUCAGGCUGGGAGUGGGAACUAGGACUAGAUAGAUACGUGGCAGGCAGUUAUCCAACGUAGCCAUGAUCAGUGAACAGAACCCAGCAGUUGACCGCGCACCUUCACGCUCUCGCACGUCCCAUCUCUUCUCAUCGGUAUUAUUGUUAAACAGUUUUUUUUGGCGGGAGAGUAUCUUUUUCCUGCUCAAUCUCCCGCCAUUGUUCGUUUUGGGGCAAGAUUCAAGAUCCAAUAAUGGUCUCCCAGCCUAGCUUCCUUCCUAUAUAUUUUGGUGGACAAAGAAAACAGAUCAACCGAGACGCCUAGGGUCGUAUGUCAACUCAUGUGAGUGAGCGACUACGAGGGAGGGACCCAAUUUUACGUGGAUCAGCCAGCCAUUUGAGGCAAAGUAGGGGGGCAGGUAUGCUC
Messenger RNA from Linum tenue, 1882 nucleotides. The record is from the annotation of a GenBank genome assembly. Lineage: Eukaryota; Viridiplantae; Streptophyta; Magnoliopsida; Malpighiales; Linaceae.